AUGAGGAUUUUAUCCUUGUUAAUCGCCUUAUUAGCAGUUGGAUUUUCUAUUCAACAAAGUUCUGCGGUUGAAGAUCAAUCUAUCACCGAUUUAUUCCAGGAGGUUUUGAAUGUUGAAGCUUCUCUAAGAGAGGAACUCAAAACUAAGUGGUCUGAAAAACAACAGCAACAUGAACAGCAAAAGCAACAAGCUAUUCAAGCUUUGAAUUCAACCUUAGAAGCUUUCGAGACUAAGUUGAAGGAAGAGGGAACGAAAAUUAAGUCUGUCAUUGAUGAAUUCCGAGCAGCUAAAGAAGCUGAAGAUGCCCAAAAAAAGGAGCAAUUCACGGAAUUGGCUGAUGAGAUUAAGCAGGUGAUAGAUGCUGUGAAAACGAAAAAGCAAAAUGAAAAGGCUGAAAAGGAGCAGGAAAUCAAAGAAUUGGCUGAACAGCUGAAAGCCUUCUUCACUAAGCGAAAGGAAGAGAAACGGAAGGAAGACGAACAAAAAAUCGAAAAAUUAGAAAAUGUUUUUGCUGCUUUGAACGAACUGAAAGUCUUAAUUGUAAAUGAAAUGCAAGCUCGUGCUGAUAGAAAGGCUGCCAAACAAGCAGACCACGAGGCAAAGAAGACUCAAUAUGAGAAUGAUUUGAAGGUUUCGUCUAUCUUCAAGACAUAUGUUAAACAAGAACUUCAGAGCAUUUUUGACUCGAUGAAGACUGAAGAACAAAAGUUGGCUGAACAAUAUGAUACUUAUAAGACAAAAAAAGAUAGUUUCAAAGAAACAGUGAAGGAUGCCAUCAAAGAGGAUUGGGAUUUCAAUGUCAGCGAAUUUGUCAAUGACAAAUUGCAAAAAGUUUUGGAUGAGGAAGCUGUAAAAAUCGUAUUGAAAGAUAAGGUUGAGGAAAAGCUUUUUCCACAAGCAGCAGAACAGAGCGUCGUAAAUGUAGCCGGAAGAGCUACCAUAUUAGAUGAAAUAACAGGAACUUCCCAAUGGCAAACGGUUACCUGGAUACUUCUCGUAUUAGCUAUUAUUCUGGCUGUUGCCUUAGUAGCAAUGAUUUUCUACAAUAUUUCUCAACGAAACAAUUAUCAACGUUUGGAUGGACAUGAUGUAGAGAGUCAUCCAUCAACUGAAAGAACACCGAUUGUCUCCAAUGUUGUUACUCCUGUUGGAUACAACGAUGAGAAGAAGAAGUCCCUCGUCGGUCUGUCUACACCCAUCCCAAGCACAUCAGUAACUCCACCAGGACCAAGUGCUCCAACUGGGGAACAGCAGUUCUAA
Molecule: messenger RNA, 1260 nt
Organism: Auanema sp. JU1783
Lineage: Eukaryota; Metazoa; Nematoda; Chromadorea; Rhabditida; Rhabditidae
Source: the annotation of a GenBank genome assembly